Molecule: messenger RNA, 758 nt
Organism: Vanessa atalanta (red admiral)
Lineage: Eukaryota; Metazoa; Arthropoda; Insecta; Lepidoptera; Nymphalidae
Gene: Spase25
Product: signal peptidase complex subunit 2
Exons: 5
Coding region: 141-698 (185 amino acids)
Biological process (GO): protein targeting to ER
Cellular component (GO): signal peptidase complex; membrane
Source: RefSeq, a predicted model, not a curated record
UUUUGAGUUUACUAUUGCUUUGCGGCUGUCAUUCUAGUGAAAUAAUCGAAUCGGUCAUUUAGAUAUAUUUAACAUCUCAAAUUAAAAAACAAAUAAAUACACAAAAAAUCUUAAACUAGCCACUUAAACUUAAUAUAAAAAUGACGAAUGAAACUCCAGAGGUUGUAAAAAUUAACAAGUGGGAUGGAGCAGCUGCAAAAAAUGCUAUCGAUGAUGCUAUUAGAGAGGUUUUUACUGGAGAAUUGAAGUGCAAAGAGAGUUUUGCAUUAAUUGAUGGACGACUAUUUCUAUGUGCACUGGCUGUAGGCGUUGCCCUCUAUGCAUUGCUCUGGGACUAUUUAUACCCCUUUCCCCAAUCAAAAUUGGUACUUAUUAUCUGUGUCUCGUCAUAUUUCAUUCUCAUGAGCAUACUGACUCUCUACACUACUUUCAAGGAAAAAGGCAUUUUUGUAGUGGCAAAAGAGAAAGUGGGAAAUAACAACAGAGUUUGGGAAGCUAGCUCGUAUGUUAAAAAACAUGAUGACAAAUACAAGCUGGUUCUUGUGAUGCGUAACACCAAUGGAAAAACUCGUGAGGCUUCAAUCAACAAAUCUUUUGCAAACUUCCUCGACACCAAUGGCACAGUUGUCCAAACCCUCAUAGUUAAUGAGAUUACUAAACUCUACAACUCUCUCUCCUCUGAGAAGAAGGAGAAGUGAUCACCAUAACUCUCAUGCACAAAUAUAUGUAAUUUAAUCUCAAUAAAUUAUAUUAAAAUA